Messenger RNA from Oryza sativa Japonica Group (Japanese rice), 2084 nucleotides. Its product is annotated as xyloglucan galactosyltransferase KATAMARI1 homolog. The record is from RefSeq and is a predicted model, not a curated record. Lineage: Eukaryota; Viridiplantae; Streptophyta; Magnoliopsida; Poales; Poaceae. Gene Ontology annotation, molecular function: glycosyltransferase activity.
AGAGAUCCACGUCGCGUUUGACCAUGUCCAUGACCACCUGAGCAGUGAGUGAGCCAGUCAGCCAGUGAGCUACUGAGCAGUGACCACUAGUAGGUUCUACUCGUCGGCAACCGAUCUUGCCUCGCCGGAGAAGACAACGCCCGCGGCGGCGGCGGCGGCGACGCUCUCCUUUUGAUGCUCUCAUGAAGCGGCACAACGCGGCGGAGGUGCCGGUGCCGGUGAGCUACGGCGGCGAGCGGGAUGAGAAGACCGGAAGCAAGGUGGAUAAGAUGGGUGGUGGAGCGGCUAGGCGGUGGCGGAGCGGCGGCUGCUGCUCCCGCCUCUGGCUCGUGCUCGUCGUGUUCGCCACCGUCACGAUGCUGCUGCGCCACCGCUACGACUCCGGCCUCGGCCAUGGUGCCGCCGCCGUGGUGCGCAUCGAGCCGGUGCACCGGAAGGUGAAGCCAGCCGAUCGCGGCGGCGCCAGGCCGUCGUUCUCCGAUUCCGGCAGCGCGAAGCCGGUCACCGUCGACCACAAGUCGGCGACGACCGAUUCUUCUACCGGAACGGAGUCUGACGGUGGAGGCGAGCCAUCGUCGGCGUCAUCUUCGCUGCCGGCGGCGGCGCACCCGUUCUCGCGCGCGCUCGCGGCGGCGGGCGACAAGGGCGACCGGUGCGGCGGGCGGUACGUGUACGUGCAGGAGCUGCCUCCGCGGUUCAACACCGACAUGGUCAAGAACUGCGUGGCUCUGUUCCCGUGGAAAGACAUGUGCAAGUUCACGGCGAACGGCGGCUUCGGCCCGCCGAUGAGCGGCGGCGGCGGCAUGUUCCAGGAGACCGGGUGGUACAACUCCGACAAGUACACGGUGGACAUCAUCUUCCACGAGCGGAUGAGGCGGUACGAGUGCCUCACCGACGACCCCUCCCUGGCCGCCGCCGUGUACGUGCCGUUCUUCGCCGGCCUCGAGGUGUGGCGCCACCUCUGGGGGUUCAACGCCACCGCGCGGGACGCCAUGGCGCUGGAGGUGGUGGACAUCAUCACGUCGCGGCCCGAGUGGCGCGCCAUGGGAGGCCGCGACCACUUCUUCACCGCCGGCCUCAUCACGUGGGACUUCCGGAGGCUGGCCGACGGCGACGCCGGCUGGGGGAGCAAGCUGUUCAGCCUUCCGGCGAUAAAGAACAUGACGGCGCUCGUGGUGGAGGCGAGCCCGUGGCACCUCAACGACGCCGCCAUCCCGUUCCCGACGGCGUUCCACCCGGCGAGCGACGAGGCCGUGUUCGUCUGGCAGGACAAGGUCCGCCGCCUCGAGCGCCCAUGGCUCUUCUCCUUCGCCGGCGCGGCGCGCCCGGGCAGCGCCAAGUCGAUCCGUUCCGAGCUCAUCACGCAGUGCAGGGCGUCGAGCGCGUGCUCACUCAUGGAGUGCCGCGACGGGCCGAGCAACAAGUGCGGCUCGGCGGCGAGCUACAUGAGACUCUUCCAGAGCUCCACCUUCUGCCUCCAGCCGCAGGGCGACUCGUACACGCGCAAGUCGGCGUUCGACGCCAUGCUCGCCGGCUGCAUCCCGGUGUUCUUCCACCCCGGCACGGCGUACGUCCAGUACACCUGGCACCUGCCCAGGAACCACGCCGACUACUCCGUCUACAUCUCCGAGGACGACGUGCGCCGCAACGCCAGCAUCGAGGAGCGGCUGCGGCGGAUCGCGCCGGCCGCCGUGGAGCGGAUGAGGGAGACGGUCAUCUCGCUCAUCCCGACGGUGGUGUACGCGCAGCCGUCGUCGAGGCUGGACACGAUGAAGGACGCGUUCGACGUGGCGGUGGACGCCAUCGUCGACAAGGUGACGAGGCUGCGGCGCGACAUCGUCGACGGCCGCGGCGAGGAGGAGAAGCUGGAGAUGUACAGCUGGAAGUAUCCAUUGCUGCGAGAAGGGCAGAAGGUCGAGGACCCCCAUGAGUGGGAUUCAUUGUUCGCGUUCGCCUAGCUCACCAUUUCUACCAAUUAAAUUUGACCUUCAUGUUUGUGAAGUGAUCUAUCACAAAUUAAAUUAUCUUGUUGUGUUUUAAAAAAAUUAUUUAUAUUUAUAGUGACAUGCAACAACGAAAGAAUA